AUGUCAGCCAAACUGCGCCAUGGUGCUAACCCUCCCAGUGGGCUGCGUCGACAUCGGCUGCUGGUGCUGCUGGCAUUGGGUGCACAGUUAACUGCCUUUUGUGGCGCACCCAUGGUGGAUCAAAUUCUAAGAACAUGUUUGGCUGCUGCUUCUGGUGGUGUAGAAGUGUCGGGUGAUGCGGAGAUGCUGAAAAAGCUGAAAGAGUGGAAGAAGACGCGGGGGUCCAAAGGCUUUGCGGACAAGGCACCAGCCAAAGAACCUGAAGUGCCACCAACACCUGCACCAGCCCCUGAGCCAGCUCCAGCAAGGUUGCCCCGAGCGCUUGAGGCAGUGUCAGAGCUAUUGCAGAGGGGUCAGGAAGAGGUGAGCCCCAAUGACUUCACGCCGCAGCAGCUCAUCAGAGUCUUCUAUGCCUUCUUUCAAGGCUGGCGUCAACGGCACGGUCUGCCUGAGUUGGAGUUGAACACCAAGCAGCAGCAGCUGGUUGUGCUGAUGAUCCAGAGCAAUCUUGUACUGGUCAACUCAGCCAAGGACUUCUGGCCGAGGCUUUGUGCUGAGCUUGGAAGUCCAAGGGAUCCAGAAGCGAAAGAGCUCCUGCUGGCAUUGACGGGAGUUUUUGAGUUGUAG
Messenger RNA from Cladocopium goreaui, 627 nucleotides. The record is from the annotation of a GenBank genome assembly. Lineage: Eukaryota; Dinophyceae; Suessiales; Symbiodiniaceae.